This is a messenger RNA of Lolium rigidum, 3888 nucleotides long. RefSeq names its product coatomer subunit alpha-3. Gene Ontology annotation, molecular function: protein binding; structural molecule activity. Gene Ontology annotation, cellular component: COPI vesicle coat. The transcript is spliced from 3 exons. NCBI's taxonomy places the organism in Eukaryota, Viridiplantae, Streptophyta, Magnoliopsida, Poales, Poaceae. The coding region runs from base 9 to 3653 and encodes 1214 amino acids. Gene Ontology annotation, biological process: endoplasmic reticulum to Golgi vesicle-mediated transport; intra-Golgi vesicle-mediated transport; retrograde vesicle-mediated transport, Golgi to endoplasmic reticulum. The record is from RefSeq and is a predicted model, not a curated record.
GCGGGGCGAUGCUGACCAAGUUCGAGACCAAGAGCAACCGGGUCAAGGGCCUCAGCUUCCACCCGCGGCGGCCAUGGAUCCUCGCCAGCCUACACAGCGGGGUCAUCCAGAUGUGGGACUACCGCAUGGGCACCCUCCUCGACCGCUUCGACGAGCACGACGGGCCCGUCCGCGGCGUCCACUUCCACGCCACCCAGCCGCUCUUCGUCUCCGGAGGUGACGAUUACAAGAUCAAGGUGUGGAAUUACAAGACGCACCGCUGCUUGUUCACGCUUACUGGCCACCUCGACUACAUCCGUACCGUGCAAUUCCACCACGAGUACCCGUGGAUCGUGAGUGCCAGCGAUGACCAGACAAUCCGGAUCUGGAACUGGCAAUCGCGCACCUGCGUGGCUGUGCUGACCGGGCAUAACCACUAUGUCAUGUGCGCGUCUUUCCACCCCAAGGAGGACCUGGUCGUGUCCGCGUCGCUAGAUCAGACUGUUCGUGUCUGGGAUAUUGGCGCUCUGAGGAAGAAGACGGUGUCACCUGCUGAUGACAUCAUGCGUCUCACUCAGAUGAACACUGAUCUGUUUGGGGGUGUCGAUGCGGUUGUCAAGUAUGUCUUGGAAGGCCAUGACCGUGGUGUCAACUGGGCCUCAUUUCAUCCUUCUCUGCCGCUCAUUGUUUCUGGGGCAGAUGACCGGCAAGUGAAGCUGUGGAGAAUGAAUGAUACCAAGGCUUGGGAAGUCGAUACUCUGAGGGGGCACAUGAAUAAUGUGUCCUGUGUGAUGUUCCAUGCGAAGCAAGACAUCAUUGUGUCUAACUCAGAAGACAAAAGCAUCCGCAUCUGGGAUGCCACAAAGCGCACUGGUAUUCAGACAUUUAGGCGGGAACAUGACCGUUUCUGGAUUCUUGCUGCUCACCCUGAAAUGAAUCUUCUUGCUGCUGGGCAUGACAGUGGCAUGAUUGUGUUCAAAUUAGAGAGGGAGCGUCCAGCUUUCAGCGUCAGUGCUGAUACUGUAUUCUAUGUGAAGGACAGAUUCCUCCGGUUCUUUGAGUAUUCCACCCAGAAGGAAGUUCAGGUGGCUCCAAUAAGAAGACCAGGCUCAGUCAGCUUGAACCAGUCACCCAGGACACUAUCUUACAGUCCAACAGAAAAUGCUGUGUUGAUAUGCUCAGAUGUGGAUGGGGGAUCAUACGAUCUCUACAUCGUUCCUAAGGAUUCUACUGGCAGUUUGCAAGAUGCAAAGAAGGGAGCUGGUGGUUCAGCUGUUUUUGUGGCACGGAAUAGGUUUGCUGUCCUUGAGAAGAGUAGCAAUCAAGUUUUGGUGAAGAAUCUUAAGAAUGAAAUUGUGAAGAAAAGUCCUCUUCCUAUAGCGACUGAUGCAAUUUAUUAUGCCGGGACUGGUAAUUUGUUGUGCAAAGCUGAAGACCGUGUGACCAUCUUUGAUCUACAGCAAAGGCUAGUUCUUGGUGAACUCCAGGCAGCUGGUGUCAAGUAUGUUGUUUGGUCCACUGACAUGGAGUCUGUUGCAUUGCUGAGCAAGCAUGCAGUAGUUAUAGCUAGCAAGAAGCUUGUCCAUCGUUCCACACUGCAUGAAACCAUUCGUGUGAAAAGUGGUGCAUGGGAUGAGAAUGGUGUGUUUGUUUACUCUACACUGAACCAUAUCAAAUACUGUCUUCCCAAUGGAGACAGCGGGAUCAUAAAAACCCUUGAUGUUCCUAUUUACAUAACAAGGGUUAUUGGGAACAACAUUUUCUGUCUGGAUCGUGAUGGAAAGAACAAACUGAUAACAGUCGAUGCUUCAGAAUACAUUUUCAAGCUCGCCCUUCUCCGGAAACGUUAUGAUCAUGUUAUGAGUAUGAUUAAGAGCUCACAGCUGUGUGGACAGGCAGUAAUUUCAUAUUUACAACAGAAAGGGUUUCCAGAAGUUGCUCUCCACUUUGUGAAAGAUGAGAAGACAAGAUUUAAUCUAGCUCUUGAGAGUGGUAACAUCCAAAUUGCAGUUGCUUCUGCAAAAGAGAUUGAUGACAAAGAUCAUUGGUACAGGCUGGGAAUUGAGGCCCUGAGGCAGGGGAAUGUUGGUAUUGUGGAAUAUGCAUACCAGCGGACAAAGAAUUUUGAGAGGCUUGCUUUUCUGUAUCUCAUUACUGGUUUCAUGGACAAGGUUGGCUUCAUGUGCAAAAUUGCUGGACAGAAUAACAAUCUGAUGGGUCAGUUCCACAAUGCAUUGUAUCUCGGAGAUGCUAGGAAGCGAGCUGAGAUCCUGGAGAACGCUGGGCAGCUACCUCUUGCCUAUGCUACUGCUGCCACUCAUGGGCUCACUGAAAUUGCUGAUAGGCUUGCUGCUGAAUUGGGUGAGAAUGUUCCUUCUCUACCCGCAGGAAAAUCUCGCUCACUUUUGAUCCCCCCUGCACCUCUCAUAUCCAGUGUUGAUUGGCCAUUGCUCCGUGUGAUGCGUGGUACUUUUGAGGUUGGAUUGGAUGCUACUGGGAGAGCAGAAGUUGAGGAAGAUGAUGAUGCUGUUAUUGCUGACUGGGAUGAUGAGGACUUGAAUAUUGUGGAUGCAAGUGAUGCAGUGGCAAAUGAUGAUGGUUUUAAUGCUGAGGAGGGCGAAGCAAAUGAGGAGGAUGGCGAGGAUGGUGGCUGGGAUCUUGAAGAUCUGGAAUUACCACCUGAAGCAGAUACACCCAAAGCUGCAGGAAAUACUCGCUCCACCGUGUUUGUUGCUCCUACACCAGGCAUGCCUGUCAGCCAAAUUUGGACUCAGAAAUCUUCUCUUGCUGGCGAGCAUGCAGCAGCAGGAAACUUUGACACUGCCAUGAGGUUGCUUAGCCGCCAGUUGGGUAUCAAGAACUUUGCUCCCCUGAAGUCCUUGUUUCUCGAUCUCCAUAUGGGCAGUCAUUCAUAUCUUCGUGCACUUGCAACUGCCCCUGUUGUAUCAAUUGCUGUUGAGAAAGGUUGGAGCGAGUCUUCAAGUCCUAAUGUGAGGGGCCCUCCUGCCCUAGUUUUCUCCUUCUCACAAAUGGAAGACAGACUCAAGGCAGCCUACAAAGCCACAACUGAGGGAAAGUUCCCAGAAGCGCUGAGGCAAUUCCUCAGCAUCUUGCAUACCAUCCCUCUUAUUGUGGUGGACUCACGAAGAGAAGUCGAUGAAGUGAAGGAGCUGAUCGAGAUAGUGAGGGAGUAUGUUCUUGGUCUAAGAAUGGAACUCAAGAGAAAGGAACUGAAAGACAAUGUCAACCGGCAACAGGAAUUGGCGGCCUACUUCACUAACUGCAAGCUUCAGAGGGUUCACAUGAGACUUGUGCUCUCAAAUGCCAUGGCUCUGUGCUACAAGCAGAAGAACUUAGCGACCGCAGAGCAUUUCGCGAGGCUGCUUCUUGAGAACAGCCCGAACGAGGUCCAAGCAAAGAAGGCUAGGCAGGUCCAGCAGCAGUGCAGCGGCAAACGAGACAGCGCUGAGCUGAACUACGACUACAGAAAUCCAUUCGUGGUAUGCGGUUCUACAUACGUCCCCAUCUACCGUGGCCAGAAGGAUAUUUCCUGCCCAUACUGUGCAUCCCGGUUUGUUCCUUCAGUUGAAGGGCAGCUUUGUACCAUAUGCGAGCUGGCCGUGGUCGGCGCCGACGCCUCAGGCCUCCUGUGCUCCCCUACACAGCAGAGAUGAAACGGAACUAGUUAGAGCUCCCCUAUAUUCUUCCUAGUCUCGUAAAGUUCUGUCUUAUAUAUUACCAGGAGGUUUACUGAUUGUAAGGAAUAAGUAUUAUACAUGCUUUUGUUGAGUUUUCUUGUCUUUUAUCUCUCUCUCCAUAUCCCCCUUUUUUGUUUGCCUAGAGGAUGCUGUUACACCUGUUAAUGCUUAAAGGAAUGUUGAUCGACUCAUGCAAAUCUUUGCCCAUCCA